CAUCCUCCCUCCCCCAGACUUUGCAAUACAGCCAUGUCAGGCUGCGGAGAAGCAUCACCAGAGAAACACAAGGAGGCAGAAAGAGUAUGAGGAAGCGGUCCUAGCUGGGAGAGGAGAUCGAAGGCGCACGUGCACAGCCUGGAACAUGAGCUGCAGAAGGUGUGGUUGUUUCUAUCUAACUGACGCCGCCCGGUUUAUGUCAGCCCAGGAGUCCGGCCUUCCGCUAUGAGUUACCCCUUGCUCCUCUUUGGCCUGCCUGUCUUGGGGAUCUAUGCCCUGGCCUCCAACUACCUGCGAAAGAGACCGCACCUGCUGCAUAAACCGCACAAGUUUCCUGUUCGAUGCCGGCACGUGUCCCACCGGGGAGGCUGUGGAGAGCGGAUUGAAAACACUUUGGAAGCCUUCAGACAUGCUCAGAGCCAAGGAACGAAUCUGUUGGAAAUCGACUGCUUCAUGACAAGAGACGGAGUUGUGGUUGUGUCCCACGAUGACAAUCUCGAACGUGAGACGGGACACAACAUCAAGAUCAGUGAGACAGACUACGAGGAUUUGCCUCCUUAUAAGGAUCAUCUGGAGGUGACCUUCUCACCAGGCCGUUUUUCCCAUGGCUCAGAUCACCGUAUUGCACGCUUGGAGGAGGUUUUUCAGAAAUUCCCUGGGAUGCCCAUCAACAUUGAAAUUAAGGAGGUGAAUGACAGACUUAUACAAAAGGUAGCAGAUCUCGUCCGCCAAUACGACCGCUCUCACAUCACCAUCUGGGCAUCCUUUGAUGAAGAAGUGUUGAAGAAAUGCCGCAGAGCCAAUAAAGAGAUGCCUUAUAUCUUCUCCAUGCAACGUGGCAUCACCAUCCUACUCCUCUACUAUGUGGGACUACUGCCUUUCCUACCACUGAAAGAAUCUUUCCUUGAGUUUGUUCUACCCUCCAUCAUGAACAGGACAAUGUUUCCAGUGAAAAAGGGAUACUGUGGAGCACUGCUGGCUAAAUUUGCUCACAAGGUGACCAUGAGGAAAAAGCUUCUAAAGCAUCUUGAAGACAGAGGGAUACAGGUUAUUCUUUGGGUUUUGAACGAAGAAAAAGAUUUUGAUGAAGCCUUUAGCUAUGGGAUUUCCGGUGUGAUGACCGAUUACCCCUCCUACCUCCGAAAGUACCUGGACAGCCACCCGCCUCUUUUCAAUGAAUGAUUUAGGUGGGAAACCGGACUUGGGGGUGGGAAUGGAAUCAAACAUGUUCCUUGCUAGAUGAAGUAUAGUAUUAAACCCAGAAAGAUGGGGGGGAUUUGAAAACCAUAAAGCAAAUAAACUUAUUCUAACUA
This is a messenger RNA of Sphaerodactylus townsendi, 1313 nucleotides long. It is a transcript of the gene GDPD3, whose product is annotated as glycerophosphodiester phosphodiesterase domain containing 3. The record is from RefSeq and is a predicted model, not a curated record. Gene Ontology annotation, cellular component: endoplasmic reticulum membrane. NCBI's taxonomy places the organism in Eukaryota, Metazoa, Chordata, Lepidosauria, Squamata, Sphaerodactylidae. Gene Ontology annotation, molecular function: phosphoric diester hydrolase activity; phosphatidylcholine lysophospholipase A1 activity. The coding region runs from base 226 to 1182 and encodes 318 amino acids. The transcript has 12 exons. Gene Ontology annotation, biological process: glycerophospholipid catabolic process.